Molecule: messenger RNA, 1336 nt
Organism: Nematolebias whitei (Rio pearlfish)
Lineage: Eukaryota; Metazoa; Chordata; Actinopteri; Cyprinodontiformes; Rivulidae
Gene: pcna
Product: proliferating cell nuclear antigen
Exons: 6
Coding region: 207-989 (260 amino acids)
Biological process (GO): translesion synthesis; leading strand elongation; regulation of DNA replication
Cellular component (GO): PCNA complex
Molecular function (GO): DNA polymerase processivity factor activity; DNA binding
Source: RefSeq, a predicted model, not a curated record
AACUUUCUGCGUGCUGUGUGAGAGACGUUCUCGUGGAGACAUUUAGCUCCGCUGACACACAAAGGCCGACUUGUUGGAGGUUUUUAUUUCUCUCCCGCCUCCAAGUACUUCCGCUCUCCGGCCCACGUUUCACAGCUCGACGCUGAAAGCGACAGAAACCUCUUGUUUUUCAGUCUACGCAGGACGCUACGCUCCACACAGCAACCAUGUUUGAGGCUCGCUUGGUCCAAGGAUCCAUCCUGAAGAAGGUGCUGGAGGCCCUGAAGGAUCUGAUCACAGAAGCCUGCUGGGAUGUCAGCUCCUCCGGCAUCUCUCUGCAGAGCAUGGACUCGUCUCACGUCUCGCUGGUCCAGCUCACCCUGCGGCACGACGGCUUCGACUCGUACCGCUGCGACAGAAACCUGGCCAUGGGAGUCAACCUGAGCAGUAUGUCAAAGAUCCUGAAGUGUGCGGGGAACGAGGACAUCAUCACCCUCAGAGCAGAAGACAAUGCAGACACGCUCGCGCUCGUCUUCGAGACCAUCAACCAAGAGAAAGUCUCCGAUUAUGAGAUGAAGCUUAUGGACCUAGAUGUGGAACAGCUCGGUAUUCCAGAGCAGGAGUACAGCUGUGUGGUGAAGAUGCCUUCUGGAGAGUUCGCUCGCAUCUGCCGUGACCUGUCUCAGAUCGGUGACGCCGUCAUGAUCACCUGCGCCAAGGAUGGAGUCAAGUUCUCUGCCACGGGAGAGCUGGGUACAGGCAACGUCAAGCUGUCCCAAACCAGCAACGUUGACAAAGAGGAGGAGGCUGUUACUAUUGAGAUGAACGAACCCGUCCAGCUGAUCUUUGCUCUGAACUACCUGAACUUCUUCACAAAGGCCACACCGCUGUCCAAAACGGUCACCCUCAGCAUGUCUGCUGAUAUCCCCCUCGUGGUGGAGUACAAGAUAGCUGAUAUGGGACACGUCAAAUACUACCUGGCUCCAAAGAUCGACGAGGAGACUUCUUAAAUUUUAACAAAUGAAAAAAGUUGGGGGAGAGAAACUGAUCGCUGAGGCCCAUCCUUUGUGAUUUAAAGAGAUCUCUGGGGUUUCUUAAAUGUCUUAAGAAAAUGCUCACAGCUGUUAAGACGACUUUUAUCAACAAUCUGAAGGAUCUUUGGGAGGAUGCUUCAAGGGUGGUGCAGUUGUGUUCCAGACAUAUCCAGUGUAAAGUUUCUCUCUGUUCCUCGUUCAAGAAAUCAGUUUAAGGUUGUUGUUUUUUUUUUUGUAGAUAACACUCUUGUAUAUAAGCCCUGUGGUUUCUCUGUCAGUCUGUUCCAGAUGUUUUUGUAUUAAAGAAAUUGGUCCAAAAUUAA